AUGAAACUUUAUUCAAUCUUAAUCUACCAUAAAGGAAGCGACAGUUCUGUGCGGUCAUUUAAAUCAGCAUUUGACUUGUCAUCUUUCAGUUUCUUCCAAAGGGGUUCAGUUCAAGAGUUCAUGCAAUUUACGGGUAAGCUGCUCGUGGAAAGAUCAGGAAUGGGUGCUCGUAGCACUGUGAAGGAGAACGAGUACUACUGUCAUUGUUAUGUACGCACUGAUGGUCUAGCUGCUGUCUCUGUUACGGAUAGCGAGUAUCAGGUACAGUUCAGAGGUUCAUGUAAAUGUUCCCAUUUCCGGCCUUGCUCUCUAUUCUUGCUUUUUCAUAACUUCAAUGUCAUAGAACUUAUAGAAUUGGAGUUCUUUUAUUCUUCAAAAUCGAAUGCAGCUAUUUGUUUAGGAAAUGUUGGCGGGCUUUGUUUUAUCAAUCAAACAUUCAACGUUUAACG
This is a messenger RNA of Strongylus vulgaris, 449 nucleotides long. Lineage: Eukaryota; Metazoa; Nematoda; Chromadorea; Rhabditida; Strongylidae. The record is from the annotation of a GenBank genome assembly.